AUGGACGAGGUCUGCGGAGGUUGUGGCGUCGCGCUGCCAUCGAACUGCCGCUUCUGCAUGCACUGCGGCGCGCCCCACCACACCAAGAGCUUCUGUGCUUGCGGCCACGACAUCACCAACAUGAAGUUCUGUGCUGGCUGCGGCGAGCCAACCCGUGCGACGCCAGCGCGGUCGGGCCCGGCCUACGCAGCGCCGCCAGUAGCAAAGGGGCUCGACAUGGCGUCGAUCGCCGAGUCCAUCCGGCGCGAGCAAGAAGAGAAAGGCAACUUGCGGCUCAAGGCGCAGGAGCUUGCGGCCAAGAAACGGGCGGCGGCCGAAGCCCGCUUUGCCCAAGCCUACGGCAGCGUGCCACACCCCACAGCCUCGCCGGCGUCAGCACCCCGUGCUUCAACCUACGUUCCGCCACCGCCGCCGACUACGUACUCUCGGCCGACAACCGCCGCUUCCACGUAUGCCCGGCCAAAGAGUGCGCCCAUGUCCCAGCCAACGCCAUCUUCUGCGCACGCCUACCGCCCAGUGCCAGCGCAGUCGUCGCCGAACUCGUUUCGGCCGCACGUGUCGCCGCCACGGUCGUCGCCGCUGCCGUCGUCGUUUCCAGUACAGCACGUGUUGCCGCCGGCGACAACGACAAUGACGACACACAACAAGAUCAACGGUGGAAGCCUCUUCCCGGCAGCGGCGUCGAUCGCCACGUCGAUGGCUCCGCCGGUUCUACCUGCUGCUUCGUCGUCAACAGCAUCUUCAAACCAGCGCUUUGGGCCCCAAGGCUUUGUCCCGCCCCGCUUCAUUCCGCCAGAAGACGGGCAGAACCACGUUUACUCGGUAACGCAGACCGUCACGCGGUCCGUGACCUACACGCAGUAA
This is a messenger RNA of Saprolegnia diclina VS20, 864 nucleotides long. RefSeq lists its product as hypothetical. The transcript is spliced from 2 exons. The record is from RefSeq and is a predicted model, not a curated record. NCBI's taxonomy places the organism in Eukaryota, Oomycota, Saprolegniomycetes, Saprolegniales, Saprolegniaceae. Bases 1 to 864 code for a protein of 287 amino acids. Gene Ontology annotation, molecular function: zinc ion binding.